Messenger RNA from Aspergillus wentii DTO 134E9, 501 nucleotides. RefSeq lists its product as uncharacterized. NCBI's taxonomy places the organism in Eukaryota, Fungi, Ascomycota, Eurotiomycetes, Eurotiales, Aspergillaceae. Bases 92 to 403 code for a protein of 103 amino acids. The transcript has a single exon. The record is from RefSeq and is a predicted model, not a curated record.
UCCUACAAAUAUUCAUCGCCCCUCAAUUGCCCAGGUCCGAGGACGUCCUGGACGACAGCUCUGGGAAGUGACCAACUUGGGAUCGGUGUACAUGGUACAUUGCUCUCGUACCGUGCACUGCACUGUGCAUUCUGUACCCAGCACCUGGGAUCCGCCGCAGCACGAGUGUUCCUGCAAUCGGCCCAUGUCGGUCAAUGGUCCCCGUAUACACCGCAUCUUGACCCGUCGUAUGGCUUCUUCUUCUUCUAGCCUGGGCACGUUGUCCGUCUUUCCCCUUCUCUCCACAGACGAAUUCGAAAGCGCGUGUCGCGCCUUCCUUGAUCGGGUUGACGUGUUGGGGAUUCCAGAUCGUCUGGGCUGGUCGUCCGUUCGAGUCGAACAACAGGUAGUUCUCGCCCUCUGAAAUUACAUGCUUUUAAUUUUUAAUUUUAAUGUUUUUUUUUUUUUUUUUUUUUUUUUUUUAUUUUUGAGGUUUUAUCUAGUUAUGAGAUCGACUACUAA